UUCGUUUCGUUUCGUUUUGUUGUCAAUGGUAGUGAUUAUAUGUGAUUUGGCUUGUACCGAGAAGGUGGAGGAUGUGCUCAAGGUAGCUUGAUGGUGUUUCAGUUUGUGCGAUUCAUGAGACGUGGGAACCUUGAUUCCGAGCUUGUGCACCAGUGAUUUGUAUGUUUCGUAGGGAAGCGGCGCCACCUGAAUUUUGGGGAAUGCCACCUUUCUACAUUCCCGAAAGUUUAUAUUUAUAUAUAAAAAUAUAUACAUACAUUCAUAUGCAUUUACCGGAGAAGUUUUACAGGGUUUUAUUGCGGGGAAAAAGUCACAGUCACUUCUGCGUAGCGUCUAACUGUCCAACGUGAUGCCAUGAGCCGGCAUUAAUAGCCUGCGACGGCGAUGGCGAUCGUGAAGACGCAAGUGCUUCUACUAAUUGAGUUCUAUAACACAGACGUGUAAUUGUUUUUAUUGCUCAGAACGUUAUUUUGUACCGAUUACUAGUACGUUGUUGUUUUUAAUUUCACGUGAAGGUGUGAUUAUGGAAGGGCAGAACUUCACAGGAAGAUGAGCAGCAGCUAAUAUUAGAGGUAAAGUUUGCACAGGUGGGUCUUCUCGGAGUUUGAUGGACAUGGUAGAGUGGUCUCAAGAGAAUGUGCAAAUGUUCGCAGCGAACCGUGUGAGCGAUGGCCGUGUUGCAAGAGUGAGGAAGAGGAGGAUGUUGGUCAAUAGUUUUGACGGUCCAUCGACGGAAGAACGAGGCCUUUUGAUGAGUUCUUUGGGUCAGCCUUAUCGCGGUUUAUAUGAAGCUACCGUGAGGUUCUCAUUAUUCCCUCCAAGAACGCAAGGAUUAGCCAACGGUUGAGAAGAUGCAAAGUAGCAAUAUGCACUGCGGAUUUUGGGUUGAAAUCUACGCACGCUGCACGAAUUGCUCCUUUCCUCCCAUGAAAGCCGUGGAUUAGCGGCUGCAGGUAGGAGAAGGGGAAUCUAUGGAUUGUAACAAUGAACUUAGGGAUGAGGGGGAUGGCGUAACUGUUCAUCAGGCUUGUGUGUCUACUCGUCAAUGUAAGCUUGGUUAAAUUCACCAGGUUGAGUCAUUACUCAUGCCCCAACAUGGUAGAGCCUCCAACAGAGAAGCCACGGCUUCAACGUCUGAAGGCUGUGAAGAAGGUAAAUAUAUUACCUAUUCUGAUAAAUGUGACCUUGGUCGCACUCGUCGCCGCAUGUGCUCCAAGAGAGGAGCUGCAUUCAAAAUCCCCCGCAGCAGUAGCGAGAGUCACAGUUUUGCUUGGGGCUGUAUCGUUCAUUCGAGUUAUGUGGAUAUUUUGCAAUUGGCAUAUCCAAGUCGAGAUGGCAUUGGCUAUGGCUGCGGAAUCUGGUGACAAGAAAUCAAUUGAAAUGGAUCGGCGGCGAUGGUACUGGCGGUGGCUGUGGUGGAACCGCGUUGGAACAUUGAUGCUGAUUUUACAAGUUGUGGCUGCGGGUUUCAUACUUGGAAACAUACGUUAUUGUAGCAAUGAGAAGCAUCUUCAGAUUCUCCUUAAGGUUUUAACAGUAGCCACUUUAACGGUAGUCUACUUGAGUUGGCACACGGGCCCUGACAUAAUAUCGUGGCGUUCAUUUUACAAGACCGAUGACGCUUGGAGGGCUCAUCAUAGCGAGGUCUUUCGUUGCUGCAUUCGUGAUACUCUUCGUUGCCUGGGACCAAUCCGUUACCUUCAACAUGUACGGAAUGAAGAAGUAAGUUCGAUUGCUUCUUUCCUGGGUGAGCUAGUUUCUUAUCGGGCUGAAGGUUGCAGCCAUUUGGAGCUUAUAGCGGGAGUGUCUUUGUUGAGUCGCAAAAAUAAAAUUCAACGACCAAGAAGAGAGCUAGCACCCAAAGAUCAAAUUCUCGAAGCCAGCGUCCUUCAUCCAUACGCUGUAGCGGCAUAUACUGGACCAUUGCUAGAAAUGGGACGCAAUCCCAUUGGUUGGCUAUUUACGUGGGUUUACAGCCUAGGGUUAUUUUCCUUCUGGAAACGAAGCAGUCGUCCAGAAGUUCUGGAAGGAGAUAACUGGUGGAGGGGACAUGCAGCUGCAUUUCUUUGGCAUUCACGAUUACCUUUAGAAACUGAUGCGCAUCUUGUAAAAGGUCGAGUACGGCAGACGGCAAGGCAGUCGGCAUAUUUUGUGGUGGUUUUGAAAAAACUUAAAAUAGUGCUCGUGGCAGUCCGUGGGACAGAGACCCCUGAAGAUUUGCUUACAGAUGGACUUAGCGAAGACACUCCUCUUACGGAUUCGGAUUUACAAUGGCUCUUAAAAGGACCAAAUAUUUCAGAGGAGGUGAGGCAGAAGGUGAAAGAGAAGUCUCACUAUGCACACAGAGGAAUAAUUGAAGCAGCCCGUGAGCUCUCAAUGCAGCUCGAUAAUUUGGCGGAGGAUGACGAUGACGGCAUGGCUGCUCCUGACAUGGCUUCCAUCAAUGGCGAUACAGGGGGCAAUGUGCCUAAUGGAGUUGCUCGUAAAGGGUUGCUUUCAAGAUUGUUGGGUUCUCGAGGAGUCUGUGAAGGUUAUGACCUGCGACUUGUGGGACACUCUUUAGGAGGUGCAAUUAGUGCUCUCACAGGUUUGAGGUUAUACCGGCGUUAUCCAAAAUUGCGUGUUUACGCUUUUGGGGUCCUACCAUGUGUGGACAUAGACAUAGCAGAGGCAUGCCAAGACUUCGUCACCAGCGUGGUCAAUCACGACGAAUUUUCAUCCCGUCUUUCUGUUACAUCAUUAAAGCGUUUGCGCACAAAUGCUCUGAGAGCCUUGUCCGACCCUCCUUCCAAGUCCGAAGUAAACAAACAUGGGAAAGCUAAAAAUUCGUCCCUUUCCAGCGCAAACAUACCAAGCUCGUCAUGUUGCCCUUUUUUUGAAAUUUUCUCAUCAGAGAGCCACGAUGGGAACGAAUAUUCUAAGCUUAGUAAGACGCAACGGUUGUUGUAUAUGAUAAAAGGUAUAGUAUUCUUGUGCGUGUACACACGCAUCUGUUUGUUCAAAAUGUCUGAACAUCAUAAAGCAAUUCCUACCAGCAACGAGAUCGAGCGUUAUAAAAAAUGCUUGUCUAAGCAGCGAAACAGUCGGAUUAGAGUGCCAGAAUUCGAAAGUGAGAUUCACGGACGGGAGUUGAUGACGAGGUUGGUUCCACCCAAUCCCAUUCUAACUGAAAAAGUCAAGAGUGUGACGAUCGACAUAGAUCUUAUUCCACUCGUUCCAGUCCGGGAGGAGCAAGAAGAGCCCUCCGAAAAUGAAAUGCUUCUACCUGGAAAGGUAAUACAUAUUGUGCGGGAGGAGAACCCACAAGUAUCCCAGAGAUGCUCAUUCUGGAAAUUGCGGAGAGCGGAAAAAAACUCGACGUACCAGGCUUAUGUGGCGGAUCGUAAGGAGUUUCUAGAUCUCAUUAUUUCUCCGUCAAUGUUCAUUGAUCAUAUGCCGUGGAAGUGUCAGCAUGCAUUGAGCUCGAUCGUCUCCGACAGAUUCGGUCAUUCGAAACAAACUCCUUUAAUAGUUACGCAAAAUCGAUCAACAUUUGAUUUUGAGUAACUACACGAUCUGGAGAUAUUGGAUGACGUGGAAACCUGGAGAAUGGUUGCAUCAGUACGCUUCUCAUUUUCGUGCAGAUUCUCUGUACUACCAGUACUUUUAUCCAGGUGCAGGUGUUUUUACCGCUGUCAUACAUCCUCUUUACUGGUGACGGUCGUCCACAAGAGAGUCCGGCCUUCGGUGGGGGCAAGAGAAAUGUGCAACGUGUUGCAUCUCCUUGUGUUGAUUUGAGAACGAUCAGCAUCAGACCUCAAGCAUUAUCAACCUAUCUCAAGUCGGAACAGCAGUUAUUCUUCAGUCCUUGCCCUUUCAUAUGUAUCCUGCAACAAGGGUUGCAACUCUUACCAGACCACAAGCAUCCGCUCCAUGGAAUCUGUUCACACAUUUGGUUGACAAAAUUCUUAACUUUUGUCGGUGCUUCGUCAGCUCUUGUGACUUCUGUGGAAAUGUACCAUAAGUAGAUUAGCCUCAGAUUUUUUUCCUCCUCGAUCUGUUCUACGGAAAUUGAUGUGCAGGAAGACGUGCUCUACUUCUGUUCAAGGUAUGCACCCAUGUGCAUGUUUGCAAUUCGAACAACUUUCUUCAUCCUCCUAUCGACAAAGCAACUCAUUCAUCUUCUUGUCAUGUCUUCAAAGAUCGAACCUCAUUAUUACUUACCUUUCUUUCUGUGAAAGAAAUGAGACAGAACAAUUUAAUAGAGUGCACGGGCUAUCACAAAAGUGACUCCCAAAUCUUUGCUUCAGUACGAGAAGAAACUGGAUGAAACGUUUUUCAAUCAUAGCAAUGACACGUACGACGUAAUUUCCGUUUACACUUCAUUGUUUAGUCACAGUACUUGAUCUGAUAAUGCUAUAUUAAAUGCACUGGAUGGUUUUCAGAGAUUAUAUUCCAUGGUGCUCUGGAAAUGUCAUCGAAGCUUUUGAAAAUCCAUCUUCACUUUACCUGGUAGAUUUCAAAACUCAUAGUUACAUAUAUACAUAUAUAUGUACAUGUAUGUGCAAAAAAAUUAUCCUUUUCCCAGA
Molecule: messenger RNA, 4568 nt
Organism: Physcomitrium patens
Lineage: Eukaryota; Viridiplantae; Streptophyta; Bryopsida; Funariales; Funariaceae
Source: RefSeq, a predicted model, not a curated record